This is a messenger RNA of Boleophthalmus pectinirostris (great blue-spotted mudskipper), 677 nucleotides long. Its product is annotated as dynactin subunit 2-like. NCBI's taxonomy places the organism in Eukaryota, Metazoa, Chordata, Actinopteri, Gobiiformes, Gobiidae. Gene Ontology annotation, biological process: mitotic spindle organization. The transcript is spliced from 6 exons. Gene Ontology annotation, cellular component: dynactin complex; cytoplasm; centrosome. The record is from RefSeq and is a predicted model, not a curated record. The coding region runs from base 139 to 666 and encodes 175 amino acids.
AGCACCCGUCUGUCCUGUCACAUCAGCCUUGGCCGCCGGGGUCAUUUACUGCUACAUUUACCACCACUUUAGCCCACAUUUCAAGAGCCCACGUACUUCUGACUAGUAUACUUUUGUUACUGGAUCUUAUUUACCACCAUGGCUGAUCCAAAAUACGCUAAUUUGCCGGGGAUCGCCUUCAAUGAACCAGACGUCUAUGAAACUGGUGAUCUACCUGAAGAUGACCAGGCUCAGUUUGAGUCGGAGGAGCUCUGCAGUGACAGUGUUGAGAGGAUUGUGGUCAAUCCCAACGCAGCCUAUGACAAGUUUAAAGACAAGCAUGUCAGCACCAAAGGGCUCGACUUUUCAGACAGAAUAAGUAAAAGCAGACGAGUGGGUUAUGAGUCUGGAGAGUUUGAAAUUCUUGGAGAAGGUAGUGGGAUCAAGGAGACGCCCCAGCAGAAAUAUCUGCGUCUGGUCAAUGAGAUCCAGGAGCUGACCAAAGAGGUGGACACCAUCCAGUCGGCCACAAAGGAAACCAAUGCAGAGGAGCGCCUCACCCCAGUGGUCCUGGCUCAGCAGGCAUCUCAGCUCAAACAGCAGCUGGUGUCUGCUCACCUCGAUACACUUCUGGGACCACAGGCACACAUCAACCUCACUGAUCCAGAUGGAGCGCUGGCAAGGUGAGCUGUGAAAAC